Messenger RNA from Rhincodon typus (whale shark), 996 nucleotides. Its product is annotated as myosin-1-like. The transcript has 5 exons. Gene Ontology annotation, biological process: actin filament organization; vesicle transport along actin filament. Gene Ontology annotation, cellular component: plasma membrane; vesicle; actin cytoskeleton. The record is from RefSeq and is a predicted model, not a curated record. NCBI's taxonomy places the organism in Eukaryota, Metazoa, Chordata, Chondrichthyes, Orectolobiformes, Rhincodontidae. The annotation marks the transcript as partial. Gene Ontology annotation, molecular function: actin filament binding; ATP binding; microfilament motor activity.
UAGGGCAAAUACUUUGAGAUUCAGUUCAGCCGAGGGGGUGAACCAGACGGUGGGAAGAUCUCCAACUUCCUCCUGGAAAAAUCCCGGGUGGUCUCCCAGAACGAAGGCGAGAGAAACUUCCACAUUUACUACCAGAUCCUGGAAGGAGUAAGUGAGGAGGAGAGGGAGAACCUGGGAGUAACUAGCCCGGAUUAUUAUUACUACCUUAACCAGUCUGCGACUUACAAAGUCGAUGGUGUUAACGACAAGUUGGAGUUUACUGAAACCAUGAACGCAAUGGCAGUCAUUGGCCUUUCCCUGGAGGAUCAGUCCAGUGUCCUGCAGAUUGUGGCCGGGAUCCUUCACCUUGGAAACAUCGCCUUCCGUGAGCAGGGCAACUACGCCGUGGUGGAGAGCGAGGACUUCCUUGCCUUCCCAGCCUACCUGCUGGGCAUUGAGCAAGGCUGGCUGAAGGAGAAGCUGACCAGCCGGACGAUGGACAGUAAGUGGGGAGGCCGCUCUGAGACCAUCGACGUGACCCUCAACGUGGAACAGGCCAACUUCACCCGCGAUGCCCUCUCCAAGGCCCUGUACGCCCGGCUCUUCGAUUACCUCGUGGAUGUGAGUGAGGCGGGAUGGGGCAGGAGGGUCAGCACUGAGGGACUCCCACAGACAGAGGCGAAACAGAUCGGCGCCGUCUCUGGAAGCGCGGCAUCGGACAGGCAUGCUGCGAUCGGGCAGGCGGCCCGCAGGGAGCGGGGAAGGCAGCCAUUUUGUGCUAACGACGCGCCCUUUCUUAGGUUCCUCGCUGUGGCGGUAGCCAUGGUGCUCUGCCGGGGCGCGGCCGCAGAGAGCCAAAUGUACGGACAAAUCACUUCCCCUGGUUACCCCAACCCGUACCCAGAGGACAUGGAGAGAGAGUGGACUGUCACAGUCCCCAAGGGGUACAGGGUCCAGCUCCAUUUCACCCACUUCGACCUUGAGCCCUCUCAGAAAUGCAUCUACGACUCAGUUGAG